Molecule: messenger RNA, 2129 nt
Organism: Periophthalmus magnuspinnatus
Lineage: Eukaryota; Metazoa; Chordata; Actinopteri; Gobiiformes; Gobiidae
Product: GTP-binding protein 1-like
Biological process (GO): translational elongation
Molecular function (GO): translation elongation factor activity; GTPase activity; GTP binding
Source: RefSeq, a predicted model, not a curated record
AUGUACGAACCAAAACGAGGCACAGCAGAUGCCUCGGAGCCGGGGGCGGUGGACACGGCGGAGACGGUGGUUCCUGCGUCCAUAUUUGCCCCAGACCGAGCCGGGGACGGAGCUGAAUCCGAGGAAGAGCGCUCCGAAGGCGGCGAGGAGCCCAACGGGGAGUCCGCGGACUUCCUCCUGGUGAGUCCGAAUGCCAAACAGUACGAUGCUUUACUGCGACACCUACGUGAGCGGAUCGAGGAGGGCAGUGGAGGAACAAUCUAUGUCAUCGGAAUGGGCUCAGAUGGUGGGGACUAUGGUCUGAAUGCUUUGGACAUGGAGGCGUCUGUUGCCACGGUGCACUCUCUAUGUGAGACCAUCGAUGCAGACCUGGUCUUGCUUCGAGAGAGACCCGAAUCCGGGGGCCAAGUCCGAGACUAUCUAAUCCGUAGGAGGGUCGGGGAGCAGGACUUCCUCGAGGUCCGAGUGGCUGUUGUGGGGAAUGUGGACGCAGGGAAGUCUACCCUCCUUGGGGUCCUGACUCACGGGGAGCUUGACAAUGGCAGAGGCUUCGCUCGACAGAAAUUGUUCAGACACAAACACGAGAUGGAGAGCGGCCGCACCAGCAGUGUGGGCAACGACAUCCUGGGCUUCGAUCAGGAAGGGCAGGUGGUGAACAAACCAGACAGUCACGGGGGGAGCCUGGACUGGACAAAGAUCUGUGAGAAAUCCUCUAAAAUCAUCACAUUUAUUGACCUGGCUGGACACGAGAAGUACCUCAAGACCACAGUGUUUGGGAUGACCGGGCAUCUGCCUGACUUCUGCAUGCUCAUGGUGGGCAGUAAUGCAGGCAUCGUGGGCAUGACCAAAGAGCACCUCGGACUUGCUUUGGCUCUGAACGUCCCUGUUUUUGUGGUGGUUACCAAAAUAGACAUGUGUCCAGCCAACAUCCUACAAGAGACGUUAAAGUUGUUACAGCGGUUACUGAAGUCUCCCGGCUGUAGAAAAAUUCCAGUUUUGGUACAGAACAAAGACGACGUCAUUGUCACAGCAUCAAACUUCAGCUCAGAGAGAGUGUGUCCAAUUUUCCAAAUCUCAAAUGUGACCGGUGAAAACAUGGACCUGCUGAAGAUGUUCCUGAAUCUGCUCUCGUCACGGACCACUUUUAACACAGAUGAGCCAGCUGAGUUCCAGAUUGACGAUACCUACUCUGUCCCGGGCGUAGGAACAGUAGUAUCAGGGACUACUUUACGUGGAUUGAUACGUCUGAACGACAUGCUCCUCCUCGGUCCGGACCCUUUAGGAACCUUCGCCCCCAUCGCAGUGAAAUCCAUCCACCGAAAGAGGAUGCCCGUGAGGGAGGUCAGAGGAGGGCAAACUGCUUCAUUCGCUCUCAAAAAGAUUAAGCGGUCAGCGAUCAGGAAGGGCAUGGUGAUGGUGUCUCCGAAGCUGCAGCCUCAGGCCACAUGGGAGUUUGAAGCAGAGAUCAUCGUCCUUCAUCAUCCAACCACGAUAUCCCCCCGCUACCAGGCCAUGGUUCACUGCGGCAGUAUCCGACAGACAGCCACCAUCUUGAGCAUGAACAAAGACUGUCUGAGGACCGGAGAUAAAGCUGCGGUUCACUUCAGAUUCAUCAAGACUCCAGAAUAUCUGCACCCAGAACAGAAACUGGUGUUCAGGGAGGGAAGGACCAAGGCUGUGGGCACCAUCACUAAGCUACUUCAGUCGGUUAGCACACAAGCGGCCAAAGCUCAGCAGGCAAAAUCCCAGACCUACAGGAAGAGGGAAGGAACAGCCAAUGAGGAGGCUUCGUCUGCAGCGCGACCAGGAAGUCCCACCUCCUCACAGAUACAGUUGAAGUCAGGGGGCGCUGGUCGCAGGAGAGGAGGGAACAGACAUCGAUCGAAAGGGUUAAGCGUAGCGCCUAUGUCCACACCUGUGUCCACUGGAGCCGGGACUGCCUAAAACCAACUGAUCAAUAACCUGGACCACUGUGCCUUUAAAACCACAACCAAUGAAUAGCCAAUAACCAAGACUACUGUGCCUUUUACAAGAACAGACAAAGAGCGAGGAAAAACAUACAAUAGGCCCUUUUCACGCUGUUGUAUGGCUAGUUCUGGUUCUUGCAAAUGUGCCAAUCUGCUCUUGCU